This is a messenger RNA of Ostreobium quekettii, 2673 nucleotides long. The record is from the annotation of a GenBank genome assembly. Lineage: Eukaryota; Viridiplantae; Chlorophyta; Ulvophyceae; Bryopsidales; Ostreobiaceae.
AUGGGCUCGGACUUCGGGUCCACCUCCGACGACUCUCUGGGCGCCAUCCACUCCGCGACCUCCUUCGCCGUGCACGACGCGGCGGAGGCGGGGAACGUCGAGAGGCUGAGAGAGCUUCUAGCGGCGCCCGCGGCGAGGGAGGACCCGGAUUUCGACCCCCAGAAAGAUGAGAAGAAGUCUGAUGCUUCUCUGGGACUAGAUGAGGCUGCUCCAGAUGGCUGCACUCCCUUGCAUGUCAGCAUAAUCAAUGGUCAUCUUGCGUGCUGUGAGCUCCUGUUGGAAGCUGGUGCUGACCCAGGACUUCCAUGUGAAGGCUGCCCGCUGCUGUCACUGGCCGUUUGCCAAGGGGCAUUGCCAGAGAAGCGCCAAUUUGCAAAAGAUGCAGUGGCAUUCCUGCUGGGCAAGCAGUGCUCACCCUUUGACAGGGACGAUUCUGGCCGGACGGCCCUCCACUGGGCUGCCUCCCUUGGCUUGUGUGACAUUGCAGACAUGCUGCUGCGUGCACCGCCAGAAGCCAUGGAGCUGCAGCUGCCACCUCAGGCGGAUGGCACAACAGGCGAUGACCUUGGAGUCGUCAGGCCUGACCCGCUGGUUGAGCUGCAGGACCGCUGGGGUGACACCCCCUUGCACCUGGCGGCCAUGCACCGUUGCCCCCAGAUGGUCAAGCUGCUUGUUGGAGGUGGCGAGGGGUGGUCUGCUGAAGGCGCGCUGCACACUGGCAACAAGAUGAUGGGCUCCUUGCCCAUCCAUUGUGCUGCCAGCUCCGGGUGCUGUCACUGUGCAGAGGCUCUGGCAACUGCUGCCGAAAGCACCCUUUCUGCGCAAGACCGGAGGGGCCGUAUUCCACAUGAAGUCGCAGCAGCGAGAGGCCACAAGGAAUUGUCUCUGCUGCUCCAAAAGAGAUUCAAGCAGGGUUUGGAGGUACCAGCCUUGCCCGUCCCUCUGCCUACCCUGUUGCUUACCCAUCCUGACUUCUUUGAACACCACACCAUGCAUCUUCCUCUCAGCAUCCGAAAUUCUCACGCUCCUCCAGAAAAUGUUGGACGGCUACAUGUGUUACUUCGCAAAGACUCUGGCAUCCUGUGGUCAUCCGAGUUUGAGGGCCUCCAAUGGGAUAUGGAGCCUCCCCUGGCAGAGAUGGCCGACGUCCUGCGUGUCCAUGACUGGACAUACGUGAACCAGAUCAAGCUGUUCUGCCAGUCGCUGCCACAGUCGCCCGUGACAGUGGGCAGGCUGGACAGUGACACUGCGCUGUCCCAUGGGUCCUUCCGAGCGGCCCUAAGAGCAGCAGGUGCUGCUUGCAAAGCAGUGGAUGCGUUGGUUACCGGCAAGGCUCGAAAUGCGUUCUGUGCCGUUCGGCCUCCAGGGCACCAUGCUGGGCCUCUGGGAAAAGUUACCUGCAAGAACGACCCCACAGGAAGCAGCGGCUUCUGUCUAUUGAACACUAUCGCCAUCGCUGCGGCCUAUGCCCUAAACAUUCAUCGGCACAAUGGAAUCAAGAAAGUGGCCAUCUUGGACUUUGAUGUCCACCAUGGUAAUGGGACGGAGGCCUUGAUUGAAGCAACAGUUCCACACCAGCUCAAGGUACCGCUUAAGACACCCUUCAGUGAAGGCAUCCAGCUCUUCCCCCAAUGGCGGCCCUGGUUGGGGGAAGCAGAUAGUGAGAGCAUCUUCUUCGCAAGCACGCAGGCCUAUGGCUCAAGGAUCCCAGGCAUCGAGGGUGCUUGGUUCUACCCAGGCUCGGGGGCGACAUGCGACACUCAACAGUUGCGCAAUGGACAGGGUCCGACCGACCAGCCACAGGCGAACAGCACACCUGCACAAGGGGUUGAUGGGAAGGCGAUGGACGAGGCCAAGACUGGUGCGGCCCAGCAGCCAGGAAGCGUAGGGAACAAUGCCGAUGACCACAUGGGACAUCCUGGUGGUGUUGCCAAUGGCGACGAGGAAGGGCCAUUUUCCUGCGGGGUUGAAGAAGAUCCCGAUGGGGAGUUUUCAUACUGCGGUGGCGAGGUGCCCAGGCUGGGUGGACCGCGGAUUGUGAAUGUUGGGAUCCCAGGGCCUGGGGUGCAGGCCAUGUUGUGGAAGCGGGCAUGGAGGGACAAGAUUCUUCCUGCUGUGGUGAAUUUCGACCCGGACUUGAUCUUUGUCUCUGCUGGAUUCGAUGCCCACCGUAAAGAUGACAUCAACGACAACUUCGUUGGGUUGUUGGAUAGGCACUAUGAGUGGGUGACUGACCAGAUCGUCCAAGUUGCCAACAGGUGUUGUGGAGGUCGUGUUGUCAGCGCUCUUGAGGGUGGGUACCGCAUUCAGGGUGGCAUUGUUUCUGCCUUUGCUCGGAGUGUGGCCGCCCACGUUCGGGCUCUGAUGGACACACACACACAAGCUUGGGACCCCUCAGAGGGAAAGUGGGAACGCACAGUGGAACACGCAAGGCGAGAGAGGCGGAAAUGCAGGCAAGAGGGGAUGCAGGAUCCUGCCAAGGACGGCAGCGCGGAACCACCCGUUGCUAACAAUCAAGGUGAAGGUCCUGGAGCCACGGCACAACCAGAGAUACCAGAAGGCGCCAGCGAUGGGGCGACGCAGACCAGACCUGAGAGGAAGCGAAGGAGAGUUGAAGUGGACUACACCGCGCUUCAGGAGCAGAUGGAGCGAGAAGCAUCGCAGAAAUCCUGA